AUUUUUUAUAAAGUUUCUGCCAACAUGCAAAUACAUGGAUCUACAUGUUGAGAUCUAAAAAUGUAUUAAUCUUUAUUUUUAAAUCAAGUGCAAUUUCCUGUUAAUGUGUGAGCCCGCAACUCGUUUCACACAAUCUCAACCGCAAAUUACAGGGCGAUCUUCGUGUACAAUUCAAGAUACUGACUGCAGUUCUACACUAAUUAGCCCAAUCAUAACUGUGAAGUUGUAAAUCCGCCAAAACCAGGAAAGCCAGCGAAAACCACCCAGAUCCGCUUGGAGAUACAAAGACAUCCUCGACCGCCAAAAGGGGGCCAUAAAUGGCAAUCAACAGACAAUCAAUGGGUUAAACCCUUUUUGCUUUAUGAUCCGAAAACAAUUUAAGCUUUUAUUUGUUUUUGAUGCCACCACAACAAGUAAUCAAGAGCCGACAACCUGUCUUCCAAAUGGUAGCAAAUCAAAUUGGCCAACAAGAAGAGCAGAGCUUACCUGCACCGACCUGGAGCACGGAGCUAAGGGCAAUGAGCAUACAUCAUGGCCAGAAGUUGCAUUUGGACACUGCCCGAGUACGAGUGCAAUUGAUGGAUCACCGAAAGCCGAAAAUCGUUGCUGCAACAGUUGCUGUACUGCAGCAGUUGCAGUUGCAGUUGCAGAGGGACCAGCGCCAAAUGAGUUGAGAAGCAGUUGCGUAAAGCGAAACCAGCGAUAAUGAUCAUGCCAACGCAGAACGCGUUAAAGAUUUCAACGUCGUCAUCAGCAGCAAACAGAAGCGGCCAGCUACAGUGGGCACUCGCUUGACCACCACCAGACCACCACCACUAGACCGCCAGUUGCACAGUUUGACGCAGAAUGCACAAGCUAUUUUUUCCAAAAAUAUUACACAUUACUGCUCGCAGUAAUGCCAGAUUUCACUAUAGCUCACAGCUGGAGUCUUCUUCAGCUCCUGACCCGUCGGCGACCGGACGUAGUCGCUGGCCAAGUGCGAUUGCAAAUGCACGGAAUUCUCUUUGAGCCCCCCCUUCCCAUACAUAGUAGUCCUCCCCCCAAAGCAGCUGCCCCCCUUCCGUAGUUGGCCCGGCCAUUAACGCGGCUUUGGCGAUCGGCUACCGUUGCUACCGGUUGCUUCUUGGCCAUCUCCAUCUCCAUCUCCCUAUCCAUCGGCCGGCACUUCACUUCUUCCUCAGAGUAGUGAGUACCCCCCAUCCAUCGCUUCCUCCGCUGAUGAG
This is a messenger RNA of Drosophila santomea, 1223 nucleotides long. RefSeq lists its product as uncharacterized. The record is from RefSeq and is a predicted model, not a curated record. NCBI's taxonomy places the organism in Eukaryota, Metazoa, Arthropoda, Insecta, Diptera, Drosophilidae. The coding region runs from base 362 to 706 and encodes 114 amino acids. The transcript has 2 exons.